AGAACCAAAAGAUCUUAUCCUCGUCAGGACUGAGGAGCACCACUUUCUUUUACCACAUCGAAAUCCCAGUAACAAAUCCAACAGUGGAGUUAUUUUGAUGAUGUUUUAAUCAAAAAGCCCCCCUGCAAUCACAGAAAAAGUGGGGACAGGGUAAUCAGAAGCAUGUGGCAUGAAGGAUUUCUGUACCCCACAGUAGAAAUUCUUCUAUAAUGUGAAAUUAUUCUGCUUUUGUUUAUUUAUUAUUUACUACAUUAUAAAGGGUAGUUUGAGGUUUCCAUCCCAUAACCCAUUACAACGUGUUUCAUGGGCAUAUGUCGUCUUACUGCUUUACUCUCUUUUUUAAGUCUCCACCUAUUUCCAGUCUCUUCCUUGCAAUUUGCAUCCUGCACCACAUCUAACAUCACCCUUCACCACCUCUACCUUUCUCUCAAACUUUCUCUCAAAUAUCUAUUGCUCCUUUUAGAGAUCUAAAGCUUGGAAACUUUUUUGUUGCUCAAGAAGAAAGAAGUUUUAAGGGGUAGUUGUUUGAUCAACAACCUGGCUGAGUUUAGCUUCAACAGGAGAGGUUUAGAAGAAGGAUUAAGUGAAGCUUCUGGAGAGAAGCUGGGUAUACAACUCUGGCCGACAAACUAGUGAGACCUUCUCAAGCCGGAGAAGGCAUUGGCCCUUUCAUUUCCGGUGUUCAUUCACCUUCCGAUUGCACACAGUCAUUGGUUUGGUGCCUUCCUAUUGAUUAUGGCUAACUUUUGAUCAAUCCUUCUCCGAUGUGAUCUUUGCAACUCAAAUUUCACUGUUAAAGCUUAAUUAAGAAUUGGUUAGAGAUGUGAGCAUCAAUAGGUUUAGUUCAGGAGAGGAAGAAGGAAAACAGUGCAUCUAGUCAGGCUUCAUUGAGAAUUGGAAUCAUUCACCUUCGUGAAAUGGCAAAAUUCAAUUGUUUCUCUUUAUUGACAGCAAAGAAGAAGAAAGAUCAGGGAGGCGAUGCAUCUUCAAAAGCUAUUGAAAAAAAGAAAGGGGUUGGAACCCUCCAAAUUAAGCUUGAACAACCGGUGCAGCCUUUUGAGAGUGGUGAACUGAAAUCUACAACCUUUACUGUCCCUGUACCUGUUUUACAGGAGGGUUCUCUUUGCAAUGUCAAGGUAAUCAGCCAUGAGAGUCCUGCUGGAUGUGAAGCAGCAGAGAUAUCAUAUGAAGGGGAAGAUGAGCAUGAAGAGAAUGCCUCGAUUAAGAGAGAAUUCUCUGACUUUGAUCUCCAAGCCCAUGUUGCCAAUUCAGGUGAAGAAUUUGAUUUCAGAACCAAGAGGGUGGCUUCUUCGGAUUCAUUUGAAACUGAAGCAAAGGAAGUGUUUAUGUACCAAGCAGAAAAAGAAGUUGAAAAGGUUGUUGAUAUGAUUCAAAGUGGACAUAUUAGUGAUCCGGGGAUCAGGAGGGCUGGGUUCUGGGCUUCACCAAAGCUUAAACGCUCUUGCUCUAAUUUGGAGACAUGGGAUGCGCUAAGAAAGGUAGCCGAUCAGUUGCCUCCUUCCAUGUCUCAGUCCUUUGAAGAAUUGCAGGAGUUAUCUGCAAGAGUAAGGGAUGAUUUCAAUCCUGGUAGCCCUGCUUCUGUAAUGACUCGUUGCAGUGCUGACAAAGUGAUGUUGAAAAAACAUUCUUCCAGUCAAGUUCUGCCUUCCAGAAGCAGAAGGUUAUGGUGGAAAUUGUUCCUCUGGAGCCACCGGAACUUACAUAACCAUUGGUCAACAAAACCAUGGCCUCUUCCUCUCACUGCUACUUUGAACCAGCAAGGUGGUUACUCUUCAGAUACAAUUGUGCCACAUCAAGCAAUGAAACUGAGCAAGACGCAAUCACCUGGAUCAUUUACUGAAGAGUCCUUGAACAAAGAGUUCACAGGCAAUUGCGAUGACAACCAGAGCUGGAAUGGUUUUCAUACUGGAGUUUCUAGUUUAUGGCCCCAGAACCAAUGGGUUGCUUUCCAUGCACCAUCGUCAUCCUUUACAAGAGUAGAUGAGUGGGUGAGAGAUCUUGAAACCCAAACUGCACAGCCAGCUGAUGAUGUGAAUGGUGAAGACAGCAUAACCUUUCCACCUUCUCCAGACACUGGUAAAUCACCAGCAAUAAGCACAGCCCACUUGACUCGCCGUUCAGAUAUCAACCUAUCUGAGGAGAUUUUACAUGUCAAUAGUGUCAUUCAGACUCUCAAUUCUUCCUCAACUGUUGCUCCCAUUUCAGGAAUAGGUUUGAAAGCUAUUCCAAUGAUCUCAGGUUUCCCAAGCCUUCGGUCUGUCAACUUGUCAAACAACUUUAUAGCCCAUAUUACUCCAGGAUCACUGCCAAAGGGCCUUCACACACUCAACUUGUCAAGAAACAAGAUCAACACAAUUGAAGGACUUAGAGAAUUAACUCGGUUGCGAGUAGUUGACCUCAGUUAUAACCGCAUUGCUCGGAUUGGACAUGGGUUGUCAAACUGCACAUUGAUCAAAGAACUGUACCUUGCUGGGAACAAGAUAAGUGAUGUCGAAGGGCUACACAGGCUCUUGAAGUUAACAGUCUUAGACCUUAGCUUCAACAAGAUAACAACAAAAAAGGCGCUGGGCCAGCUUGUUGCCAACUACAACUCAUUGCAAGCAUUGAAUCUGUUGGGAAAUCCAGUUCAGAGCAACAUUAGUGACGAGCAGCUGCGCAAAGCAGUUUGUAGCUUACUCCCUAAGCUUACAUACCUGAACAAGGAACCCAUCAAACCACAAAGGGCAAGGGAAGUGCUCACUGAUAGUGUUGCCAAAGCUGCCUUAGGGAGUGGCAGCUGGACCUCUCGAAGAAAAGCAGCGAAAAGAGCAAGCCAAGGUGGAUCAGCAUCCUCCAGUGUGCACAGGAGCAGUGUGGUAAUUGGGCAAAAGAACAAGAACAAAUCAAAGAGCCGAAGUCGUCAUCACUGAUCAGUAAAGUCACCUGCACAUGCUUCUUCAUCCCAUUAUAUAUUUUACCAGUCAUUUACCUGGAGAAUUCAAGGGAUUUUUUCUCUAGUUCCUUUAUUCUGCAUUGUGACCCUAAAGACUGCUUGCUAAGCAGAUGUUUCUAUUCUCCCUUGUCAUGUUGGAGUUGUGCUUUUGGUAAUUUGAUUUGAGUUUGUGUGGUGUAAUCAAAUGUUAAUGCAUAAACUUCUGAUUUCUAUCUA
This is a messenger RNA of Durio zibethinus, 3169 nucleotides long. RefSeq lists its product as uncharacterized. The record is from RefSeq and is a predicted model, not a curated record. Gene Ontology annotation, molecular function: protein binding. Gene Ontology annotation, cellular component: cytoplasm. Lineage: Eukaryota; Viridiplantae; Streptophyta; Magnoliopsida; Malvales; Malvaceae.